Molecule: messenger RNA, 2326 nt
Organism: Theobroma cacao (cacao)
Lineage: Eukaryota; Viridiplantae; Streptophyta; Magnoliopsida; Malvales; Malvaceae
Source: RefSeq, a predicted model, not a curated record
ACCUCUUAUUUUUCUUUGGUAGGAAACCUCCUCAAAUGUUAUGCUUAAACUCCCUUCCAUUCUCUCCAGAAUGCAAAAACCUUUCAUCUUUUCCUCUGCAAAUAUUAUUAACUAUACCAAUACUCCUCCCAAAAUCCCACAUUCCAAUUACAUCAAUAAUCCCUUUGAUACUUUAGAAUUAUGCCAAUCUACAGAACAAUUUAAACAACUCCAUGCUUUAACCAUCAAAACAAGACCUCUCCAAACCCAACUCCUCUACUCCAAAAUUUUAUCAUCUCUCAGCCCUCUUUCUUCCCCUGAGAGCCUUAAUUAUGCCAGGGAACUUCUCAGCCACUUAAAAGCUCCAUAUUUGCAAGUGCAUUUUCAUAAUUCUAUAAUCCAAGCCCUCUCAAAUUCUUUGGAAGCCAUGGCAUUGUACAGAGAAAUGAUAACCAAGGGUAUUUAUCCGGACACUUACACUAUUCCUUAUGUCCUCAAAGCAUGCGCCAAAUUCCAUGCCCUGGAAGAAGGCCAACAAGUCCACGCACAUUCCAUUAAGUUUAAUCUUAAUUCCAAUGUUUAUGUUCUCAACACUCUCAUGCGGCUUUAUGCUGUUUGUGGGAUCAUUGAUAACGUUCGAAACUUGUUCGAUCAAAGUCCUGAGAGAGACUUGGUCUCUUGGACUACCAUUAUUCAAGCUUUUGUUAAAACGGGUUUUGCCAAGGAAGCCAUUCAGGCUUACUUUGACAUGUGUAGAGAAAAUUUAAGACCCGAUAAAAUGACACUGGUCGUCGUCCUUUCCGCUUGUUCAAGGCUGGGAGACUUGAGUUUAGGGACCCAAAUUCAUGAAAAUAUAUGCAACUUUCAUGAUAUUGGUUCGGAUGUUUUUGUUGACAAUGCAUUGGUUGAUAUGUACAUGAAGUGUGGCGAUGUGGAUUCAGCUCGUCAGUUGUUUAAUUUAAUGCCUGUUAAAAAUGUUGUUUCUUGGAAUUCCAUGAUAUCUGGUCUAGUUCAACAAGGACAAUUUAAGGAAGCGUUAGAUGUCUUUCAUGACAUGCAAAAGAUAGGUCUUAAGCCUGACAAUGUUACUCUAGUUGCCGUUCUGAAUGCUUGUGGUAAUCUUGGGAAGCUUGAAUUUGGAAAGUGGGUUCAUGCGUAUGUUGAUAAAAAUCGAAUCAAGGCAGAUGGUUUUAUAGGAAAUGCGUUGGUGGAUAUGUAUGCUAAGUGCGGAAGCGUAGAACAAGCUUUUGGGGUGUUUCAUUCCAUGAAAUGUAGAGAUGUUUUCUCUUAUACAGCUAUGAUUGUUGGAUUUGCAAUGAAUGGAGAAGCUGAGAGAGCAUUGGAAAUCUUUGCGGAGAUGCCUGUUGUGGGUGUCAAACCGGAUGACGUGACGUUUGUUGGUGUUCUUUCUGCAUGUAGUCAUGCAGGGCUGGUGGAGGAGGGUUGGAAGCACUUUGAAGACAUGUCAAGAGUUUAUAAUCUGCAACCUCAAACAGAGCACUAUGGCUGUAUGGUUGAUCUUUUAGGCCGUGCUGGACUAAUAAGUGAGGCAGAAGAAUUCAUAGCAAAUAUGCCAAUUGAGCCUGAUGCAUUUGUUUGGGGUGCAUUACUAGGAGCUUGUAGCAUUCAUGGAAAAGUUGAGCUUGGGGAAAGUGUAAUGGAAAAACUUGUUGACAUCGAACCUGUAAGAGAUGGUGCAUAUAUACUCAUGUCAAACAUCUAUUCAUCUGCAAAUAGGUGGAAAGACGCGCUAAAGUUGAGAAAGGCAAUGAAAGAAAGAAAACUGAAGAAGACUCCUGGUUGCAGUUUAAUUGAAGUCAAUGGUAUUGUAUAUGAGUUCCGAAAGGGCGACAAAUCACACCCAAGAAAUGAGGAGUUAAGAAAGUUGCUGGAAGAAAUGGCAACUCACUUACAGAGCCAUGGUCAAUUUCCAAGUAGCAACUGUAUCUCCUAAUACAACUUAUGUAGAUAAUUGAGAAUGAUUUUGUGUGGGAAAAUUAAUGGAGGCCCUCAGGCAUGUUGGCAUAUUUGUUUGGCUUUCUCACAAGGCCAUGUCUGUUCAAAACAAGAAGCGGGGUAAGAAAAUUAUGGUCAAUAUUCACGUAAACACCUAGAAAAUCUAAGUUUCUCAAAUUAUACCCUUAAUUGUGUUUUGCCUUAGGUAGCGGUUAGACUUUAUCUUAGACAGAGGUUAACACCAACCUGCUUUUGUACUCUUCUUAGGAGGAUUAAGGAUUGAGGCCUAAGAUUGGAAUCCCUGUUCCCCACUUGUACCUCUUUUAUGUAACAGAAAAAGAGUACAAACCAAUCUUGAUGUGAAAUGAAAGGCAUCUAAUUAAUUUCUCAA